AUUUCUGAACCUGAGAAGAGUUAGUUUUUCUGGUCCAUUCGUUGUAGCUUCACCGAUUUCCCCUGUAGGCAGGAUGCAUACACUCGUCAUAGUAACAGCUUUGGUGCGGCUCGCAACGGCAUUUCAAGCCUCUUUCCAAGAGUCCGUCGUGUUCCCACAUCUUCUUGAGGAAAGGUCUCAGAAUGGUGAAAAAGUGCUGCGAUUGAACGGCGAGUUAACGCUGAAUUUGAAACAGAAAUCUGCUUAUCCUGAUACGCUGCUGCUGCGGACGAAUGAAAACGACGGGACCACAAAGGAGAGAUACAUCAACUUGAGAUACACCAGCGUUGAAUCGCCCAGAGUGACCAUCGUCAUCGUGGGUUUCACCUUCAACGUUCAACAAGAACCGUAUAUCCGUGGCUUUCGGAACUACGCCCAGUACAUUGACAUUUCAAGCACACUGGCAACAUUGAGGGACACAUAUAACCUGAAAAGUGCAUUCACAAAUACCGUUGACCUAAUAUUCCUCAUAAGUGGGUUAGACCUCUGUGGAACGGCGAACGGCCUCAUUGAGUGCAAGAUAGGUGGUAUGGCGUAUUUAGCAGGUGCCUGCACAGCACACAAGUAUGGCGUGGUUGAAGACAAGCCUCGGUCAUAUGACGUCGUUCGCAUGAUGGCUCACGAAUUGGGUCACAGCCUGGGAUGUGUCCAUGAUGGCGAAGGCCCAGACUCACUCAUGGCUGGCCAUCCUGGUGCUUCGCUGUGUCUCUGGGAUUAUGGCUACAUGAUGAGCUACGUGCAGAAGGACAACAACCAGUACAAGUUCUCGCCCUGCUGCUCCCAGCAGAUACAGUUUGUCUCCUUGCAGCAUACCCAUGGUUGUCUCUACAAGAAUGACAGCGGCAAAACAGCAGCAACAUCUCCGUACUUGCCAGGAACAAACACGACACUGGACCAACUGUGUCAUAAGAGUUUUGGCCAGGACGGGUUGCGAUAUAAAUUCGACACGACAAGAGUGCCUGCCGGGUGCCAGAUCCCUUGCAUAAGCGAGAAAUAUAUGGACGGCGCGAUGAUCCGUUGGAAGUAUGGCACAGCCACGGCGUUGGACGGAUCCAUCUGUGAUAUCAACGACCUCAGCAAGAUAUGCCGGAAUGGAGAAUGUGUGCACGCUGUCGGGUACACUCAAGGAGCGCAGCCGCCCCCACCUAUCCCGACAACGCAACAGCCGAUAUUACCAGUGGCAACGCAACGUCCGGAAGCGGGGACAACGACAAGAAACCUACGAAUACAAUGGGUAUAUCACUGGUACCCACACCUCGGCUGGAGAUUGGUACCUCAGUAUGUUGCGCAAUGACGUGAGCACCCGAAAGCUUGUGCUAACUGAAUAAAGUUAGUACGAGAUAUCUG
This is a messenger RNA of Ornithodoros turicata, 1386 nucleotides long. Its product is annotated as A disintegrin and metalloproteinase with thrombospondin motifs like. Gene Ontology annotation, biological process: proteolysis. The record is from RefSeq and is a predicted model, not a curated record. NCBI's taxonomy places the organism in Eukaryota, Metazoa, Arthropoda, Arachnida, Ixodida, Argasidae. Bases 74 to 1333 code for a protein of 419 amino acids. The transcript has 10 exons. Gene Ontology annotation, molecular function: metalloendopeptidase activity.